AUGGCUUCUACGUCAAGAAACAACUCAAUUAACAGAAAGAGGGAUAACCACAAGAGAAGCAAGAGCGUCGAAAGCUUUGCUAAUUUUGUACCUCCCCCUUAUUUAUUGAAUACUAGCGGCAGUUUCCAAAUGCCUACUCGUAUGCCGUCAAGAAAUGGUAGUCGUAAAAGUGGAGCUCCGAUCAUGUAUUCCAAUUCAUCAGGAAUGCUAAAACCACCACCAAUUGAGAAAACUCUCGAAUGCACCCUUGAAGAGUUGUGUUAUGGUUGCACGAAAAAGGUCAUGAUCACGAGAGAUGUCCUAACAGAUACCGGAAGUGUUGUUAAAGAGGAGGAACAAUUAACAAUAAAUGUAGAACCCGGAUGGAAGAAAGGAACAAAGAUAACAUUCGUAGGCAAAGGGAAUAUGAGGCCUAAUGCAUACCAAGAAGACAUAGUAUUUCAUGUAUCUGAGAAGGGACACCAACUUUUCAGAAGAGAAGGGGAUGAUUUGGCAUUAUGUUUAGAAAUUCCCUUAAUAAAAGCACUUACUGGGUGUACAAUAUCAGUUCCAUUGUUGGGUGGAGAUCAUAUGAAUUUGACGGUAGAUGAUGUUAUAUAUCCUGGCUAUCAGAAGAUUGUCACUGAUCAAGGUAUGUCAAUCUCUAGAGAAUCAGGGAAGAGAGGAGACUUAAGAAUUACAUUUCUUGUUGAGUUUCCAACACAUCUUACAGAUAAUCAAAGAUCUGAUGUUUUUGGUAUUUUACAGAAUUCUUGUUAA
This is a messenger RNA of Lathyrus oleraceus (garden pea), 759 nucleotides long. RefSeq lists its product as uncharacterized. Gene Ontology annotation, molecular function: protein-folding chaperone binding. The record is from RefSeq and is a predicted model, not a curated record. The transcript has 2 exons. Gene Ontology annotation, cellular component: cytosol. Bases 1 to 759 code for a protein of 252 amino acids. NCBI's taxonomy places the organism in Eukaryota, Viridiplantae, Streptophyta, Magnoliopsida, Fabales, Fabaceae.